UCUUCGUCACCCAAACGGAGUCAUUUUACACGAAGAUGGAAUUAAACUUCAGCCGCAAGCGUCUGAAAGAUAAACAAAAAACAACACAUUGCGCAACAUUUUUCCUUUUAUUUUUCAAAUGUAACAAUGGUUUUCUUUUUCACAUGUAACAUUGUGUCCCCACCAUAUGUGAUGUAUAUGGGCCUGGACAAAAAUGAGAAUGAAGAACUGAUACGUUGGGGAUUUCCAGAGGAUGUUUGGUUUCAUGUUGACAAAGUAUCUUCUGCUCAUGUAUAUCUAAGACUUCAUCCUGGUACAACAUUAGAUGAUGUUCCUCAAACUGUGAUAGAUGAAUGUGCUCAACUUGUCAAAGCAAACAGUAUACAAGGUAAUAAGAUGAACAAUGUAGAUGUUGUGUACACAAUGUGGGACAAUCUCAAAAAAACAGCUGGUAUGGAUGUAGGACAAGUUGGGUUCCAUAAAAACAAAGAAGUAAGAAAAGUAAGAGUUGAAAAAAGAAUAAAUGAAAUUGUAAAUAGACUAAAUAAAACAAAAGAAGAAAAAUUUCCUGAUCUCCGAGCAUUACGAGAAGAGAGAGAUCGGUUAGAACGUGAUGAUCAGAGACAUAAAUUACAGGAACAGAGAAAACGAGAAAAAGAAGAAAUGGAAAGAAAAGAAAAGGAGAAAGAACUCAGAUCUUACUCAAAUUUGAUGUCAGAAGAUAAAAUGACUUCAAAUAAGGAUGGUGGAAAUGAUUCUGAUGAUUUUAUGUAAUCUGUGCUGCAUCAACAAUAAAAGUCAGCAAUCAACACAUCAGUGCUGCAACAACAAACAAUCUGUGUAGUAACAACAACAGAAGUACUCUUUUUCAACAGAUCUUUGCUGCAAAAACAAUAUGAGCUGUACCAAUGAUCUAGAUGUUAUCAACACAUUCAUGCUGCAACUAAAAACUCUGUUCUGUAAAAACAGACUAGAGAGAAUACUCCUGUUGUACAAGUCUCACGACUAGAGAGAAUACUCCUGUUGUACAAGUCUCAUACCCAGACAAAUGGGACAAAACUCUUUAAAUUAUCAAAAUGAAAAAAGACUUAUGUUUCGAGUUCAUUUUCAUUUGUAGAAGACUGGAACAUUCUCUAGCAGUAUUUAAUUAACAGGUUAUAGAAAGACAACACAAUCAUGUUAAGUGUUAUGCAGAAUAUUUAAGAUGCACAAUAUUAAUUUUGGGUAACAGACAUUUGUGCUGUGUACAGCAAUAAUUGUGUCUGCAUCAUGUUAGAAUAUGAAACUGCUUUAUCAUACACUUUAUUGCCAAAAAUAGCACUGCUCCAUUAAUUCAAAAAUAAAUGAAAAAUGGUUUUAAACUUA
This is a messenger RNA of Mercenaria mercenaria, 1344 nucleotides long. RefSeq names its product coiled-coil domain-containing protein 25-like. The transcript is spliced from 9 exons. Bases 127 to 753 code for a protein of 208 amino acids. Lineage: Eukaryota; Metazoa; Mollusca; Bivalvia; Venerida; Veneridae. The record is from RefSeq and is a predicted model, not a curated record.